ACUGAGGGCCGUCUUUUGUAUUGAUCUAGCGUGCGCGAUUCCCGAUCGGAGUGACGUGCAAUUUUUUCCAGGAGACCGCGGAAGGGGAGAGAGCGCGAUAGGAGGGGGGGGUGGUUUCCUUCUUUCCCGGUGUCGCGCCAUGACGGCGAACGAGGACCAGGAGAUGGAGUUAGAAGCAUUACGUUCUAUUUAUGAAGGUGAUGACUGUUUUAGGGAACUUAGUCCCAUUUCCUUUCAAUAUAGGAUAGGUCAAAGUGGAGACCCCAAAGCCUUCCUUAUAGAAAUAUCAUGGCCAGAAACAUACCCACAAACUGCUCCUGUCAUAUCAAUGGAUGCAUUCUUCAACAAUGCCAUAUCCUCAGCCAUAAAACAAAGUAUAUUGGAUAAAUUAAUGGAAGAAGUUGAAGUUAACCUAGGAACCUCAAUGACGUACACAAUAUUUGAAUAUGCUAAAGAUAAUAAAGAACUGUUCAUGGAAAAUCAACCAGUUAAUACUGUGACAGCAUUAAAUAACUGCAUCUCAACUGGUCAUUCUGAGGCAGCACCACCAACUAAGAAAAAGGAGAAAAAGGAACAAUUGUCCAAAACGCAAAAGCGGAAGUUAGCUGACAAAACAGAUCACAAAGGAGAACUUCCUCGAGGAUGGAAUUGGGUUGAUGUAAUCAAGCAUCUGAGCAAAACGGGCUCCAAGGAUGAUGAAUAGGAGGACUUUGAUCCACAUUGUAAUAACAUUGAUUUUCUCCCCCACAAGUUUUAUAAAUAACAGUUCCACACAUGUUUAAAUGUGUUAAAAUGUACCCAUCAAGAACAAUAUUUUUCUGGCUUUAUGAUUUUUGUCCGAUCACGUUUUCCUUUAGAGGAAAUAUGUCAAAGGCAGUGUUGAUGUACUUUGUCAUGACACUGACUGUAACAAUAUGUAAUUUUAAUGUAUAUUGUUAUUCACUAAAUCAUAAAAAUCUUUAGUGGUAAAUGAAAUCAACAUAGCUUAUUUUAGAACAUUUGCUCUAAAAAUUCUAGACCUCUUAAUCUUUAUAUUUGUAUUUGAAUCCCAUGGUUGAUUCUUGUAUAUUUACAGUAUCAUUUCAGAUACUAUUCAUAGCAUUCAGCCUUUAUCAAAAGGCUGAAAAAUGUUAUUGUAGCUGAUGUUAUGAAAAAUGUGCACCAACUUAAAUUACAUAAAAAAAGAAUGUAUAGCCCAAUUCAAGUGGGCAUCCCCUUUGUGCAUAGCAUAUUCAUUAUAUUCUUCAGUGUGAAAUAUAAAACAAAACAAGGCCAUUAGUUACAAAAAACAAUGUGUAGCAACAGUGAUUUCUAUUUUCAUGACAAUUUUGCUACUACUACAUUACAUACUAUUGAUGUUCCAACACUGGUGCAUUCGUUUCGUGGCAAUUAGCUCUUACCAAAGAACGACUAUCCCCAUUAUUUAAUUGGAAAGUAUAUAUCCAGUAUUCUCUAGGUAAUACCAGUCAGUAAAAAGAGAAAUAAUAUUCAUUUGGCAAAGCUGCUAAUAUAUGAAGAAAAUAAACAGUUACUAAAGUGGGGCCUACAGAUAGGAAAGAAGUAAUGAUGUAGAUCUGAACUCAUAAGAUAGAAAUACCCAUUUUUCUGGCUGUUGCUGAACUUCUACAGCCAGUUUCCCUUAUCGCUGGCAAUGUUGUUCUUGACUGCUGGAAGUUAGCAACAUUUAGAGGUCUUACAUUCUCACUAUGAAAUAAGCUCCAUCAUAAACAGUUGAAUUUAUUUCUGUGUAGAUUACACUAUAUGAAGAAUUUCAUACAAUGCAUAUGAUAAAAUAAUUAUUGGCAUUGCUAAUGAAAAUGCCAUUUUUAGUUAUAUUUCUUUUUGCAAAAAAUAAUGGGAUACUGGCUUCAGGUGCUGCCCCCCCCCCUUUAUUUCAAUUUCAAUAUUUUACUUGGAAAAAUGGAUAUUGUCAUUAGUUUUCAGUCAAAUUAAUAGCUAAGAUGAUAUUUAGAUGGAUCAGAUAUCUUGUAUUUGAGGAGUCUGCUUUAGUAGGUCAGUAGUGAUAAAGAAUAAAAUGCCUUAAUACAGUUUUUUUAAUUGUUGGGAGGGAUUAAAUAAAUUUCUAUUUA
This is a messenger RNA of Notechis scutatus (mainland tiger snake), 2090 nucleotides long. NCBI's taxonomy places the organism in Eukaryota, Metazoa, Chordata, Lepidosauria, Squamata, Elapidae. The record is from RefSeq and is a predicted model, not a curated record.